Rhizophagus irregularis DAOM 181602=DAOM 197198 is the source of this 8064-nucleotide messenger RNA. The record is from RefSeq and is a predicted model, not a curated record. Lineage: Eukaryota; Fungi; Glomeromycota; Glomeromycetes; Glomerales; Glomeraceae.
GUUCCAAUAUCACGACUAUAUUAUUUACGCGUCAUAAUAAUUUAAUAUUUUUUAGAUUUGCAAUUUAGAUCGCUAAAACGUGAAUUUUGUAAUGAGUGGAUCAAGAAAUAGGUACGGUAGGCGUUCUUCCUAUCAACACCGUCAGCACCAAACGCAAUCGCAUUUUCAACAUUCACACAGCCAGGAAAAUAGAGAGUCUGCAAAGCUUUCACGCAUACAUUCACUUCUUUCACGUAUAAGCGAUGAAAAUGAGAGACGUUUAUCUCAUGUACAUCAAAUUAAUUCCCUACUGUCAGACCCUUGUUCGUCUUGGGAAAAAAUGCAGAUAUUCGAUGCAGUUACUCGAAUACAAGGAAAUUCCUCAGUAUUUGAAACUGUCUUUGAAGACAUUCGAGCGACCGUAAACUUUAAAACUACCGUGGCAAAAUGUUUAGCCUUAAUUGCUUUUAAUUUGAAUAAUGAAAUAAGUUCAUAUUUUCAUUGGUUAUUUGAAAGGCUACAAAUUACUAGUACAAAUUCUAUUGAAAGAGAAAAGGAACGUAAAAUUUGGUUAUUGUUCUCUCUUAAAGAGGUCCUCUCACGCAAUGUUUCGGGAACUUCUCAAAAUGUCUCGACUUCGGGACCUUUCCAGCAAUUUAUUCCUGGACUUCUUCAGGAUUUGGAAGGCUUACUUGACUCGAUGGAUAGGUCAGAUUGUUUUCCGGGCAUCUUAGAAGUGUUGGAAAAAAUAGCGGAAAAAUAUCCCCAAGAAUUUGGAGAACGAUUUCAGGAUGUAAUUGAUUUAUUGGUUGGAUGGUACAUUGAUACAUCUGUAUCAGACUCUCUUCAAAGUCUUAUCGCUGAAACUUUCAAAAAACUACGGCCUUUUUGGUCUCAAUAUUUAAAUUUUGCUUAUGAGCUGAUGAGUCAUUUUUUGGCGGACAUGGAAGUUUUCACAGGCGUGACUGUGUCUCAAGAAGGACCUCAAAUUGACAAGAAAACGGCCGAAGAAGAGACAAUACAGAGUAAUAUUAAAGCGUUGUUGAGUUGUUUUCAUGCAGUGGCCGAUGCUGUUGCCACGAUUUUACCUCAAGUAUCAUCAGAUGAAUUUAAUGAAACAACAAUUAAUGAAAGUACGCAUCCAUAUGAUCGACUUCGUGCUUGGAUUAUUAAGUUCAUAUUGGUUAUAGGAGAAAUGUAUAUGGAUGCUGAAUGGUUCGAAAAAGGAAAACAAAUUAUCCAAACAUUGAGCAUGUCGCGAAAACCUUUUUUUGUACAACAUCAAAUUCAAUCAGCUAAAUUUUGGUUGUUGCAAAUUCACAAUGGUUUUCAUAUGGAUCUUUCGAUACAAAGCGUGGAUGAGUGGUUUGAUGGAUUUCUUCAGACUCUUGCACAAUGGAUACCUUCAAUUCAUCCUGAGGUGAUAUAUAUUCUAAUAAAUCCAGAUUCCGCUUUGAUGAAACUUCGCUGGAAUUCUUAUAGUGCUCGUAUGAGUUCUGAUUUACUGGAUAUGUUACAUAUUGUGCUUCAAAAUCAAGCUUCUUUUAUUCCUCGAUCUGAAACUGAUGAAAUGACUUUGAUUCAUAAUAUAACAAGUGAAAUUGGAAGAAUGAUGAGUAUAUUAUUUCAUUCAGAUACUUCAUCAAGAAUCCCUUCACAGUUACAUUGGAGUGAUAUUUUGAACAGAAAUGAAUUUAAACAUGAUCAAACUUUAGUUCAAUUUAUCGAGAGCUUACGAUCUCUUUUAAAUUCUAACGAUAGCUCAUUGAAAGACUGUUCAAUAAAUAUUAGGACCGCUACUUCAAUACUUAUCUUCGAUAUUGAAAUUCUGACAGAUCUUGCAUAUUCAUGGCAUCACAAUCGAGAAAUUUUUUGGGUUUUUUAUGUCAUGUCAAAUAAGAUCGGGGAAAGUGGUCAUUUUGAUGUUUUAGUUAUGUGUACUUUGCUUAAGGCUUUGCGGCGAACGUGUCGAAGUAAGAAUUAUUUUAUGACCAAAAUCGAAAUUGGUUCUCCACUUCCCUCAGCUUUUUGUGCCAUGGUUACUAUUCUUACUGCAUUCCUUCGAUUUCCAAAUGAAAUCUCAUUAAGUACCUUAGCUUUAGCACUUGAUUGGUUUAAAGAAUUUUUAGAAUUUUGUGGUGGUUACCAAUUUCAUUCAAAAGAAAUAAAAGAAAACGUUCGAAGAGAAAUUGAAAAUAUUAUUAUUUCUUUGGUUAUUACUGCAAGAGUUGUCAAAAGUAAUGAUAUUCGUCUUCAAAUACCUAAAAUUAUUCGUGGUUACUUUGACGUGUUUGGAUCUCUUAAAUUGCAUAAGAACGCUAUGAUCAAGAUUGCACACAGAUUGUUUGAUUCAGACAUCAAUAUACAAAGUGAAUUUUCAAGAUUAAUUGAUUACCUUAAUCCUCUCUAUGGUACUUUUCGAAUUGACCCUUUAGUAGAUCAGUUUAUCGUAAAUUUUAAAACGAAUGUUUCUGCAACUCCUCAUUUAGGCAACUUUAGACCACCACACUUUCAGAUUGUAAUGUCGCACCUUGGCAUGAAAGAUUUAUUAUCUUCUCAAGAUGAACCAGAUAUCAUAAAUGAUGAUGUAUAUUAUAAAGGUCAAUGGCGGCUUCGAUUGUUUCAUUCAUGUCAGUCUGUUGAGGGAUUCGACAAAGGAAAUCCUAUUGAAGAAGAGGAUGAUAUAAAAUUUGUAUAUUCAGAAAGUGAUAUAGCUGGUGCAAUUGCCAACUCUAACGAUCUUCUCACGUUUUGGAGCCUUUGGGAAGUCGCUCGUUAUUGUGUAUUGUCUAGGCUACGGACGCCAUUUGGAGGACCUAAACAAACAUUCGACGCUUUUGAAAAAAGGUUAAAUGACCUUCUAAUACAAGAUGCUACUAUCGUUUAUAAGCUCGAUGAUACGAGUAUUCAUGAUAGUUUGCAUAAUUUAAAUCAAUUACGCGAUUUAUUGGUCCUAAUCGAUCGCUUGGAGCUUCAAAUAUACAAUGCAGCUGUUGGUACCGCUCUUGGACAAUUGCCGCAAGCCCCACGUGCAAGUAUAGUUUUUUUUAAAACCAAUCGCAAAGUUUGUGAUGACUGGUUUUCUCGAAUUAGGUCUAGUAUUGUAAAAGGUUCCAAGAUUGUUGGUCAUGAUACUUUGGCCAUUAGGCAUUGUCUGCUGUCUCUUGCGGAGCGAGUUAAUUUAUUGAAACAAGGCGUAAUUAAAAGCAGAAUGACAUGGAUAAUGGAAUUCCAACAAAUGUUAAUGGAUGCUGUUCAGUGUCUCCAAAGAAUAAACGCUGUUGAUAGUAUAAUUGGGUUAUUAAUUUGGUCAAAACGUAUUUGCGUAAGUAACGAAAAAUCAGAACCUAGUUUAUUGGGUCAACCUGAUGACAUGCAGACAGGAAACAAAACUAAUAUAGCCGUUUUACCACAGUCUCCUACCCAACGAACUUUGCUUCAGCGCAAACCAACAAACAAAACCAUUCCAAAUUCCGCUCAUUUUUAUUGGAUGAAUAGUUCUCAUUUAUUUGCGGAAGCAAAAUAUGAAUCUGCUGCAAAGGAGAGUAAAGAAGCCCUAAACAGUCUUCUUAAACUUGAUCCAGAAAUGCUAGUGAUAUCUCCGCAAGUUCAAUUCUUGACUUCUCAAAUAAUUGAUAGUUAUUGUAAAACUAAUGAUUUAUCUUCUCUCGCUGAAUGGUUAAAUGUUUUUGAUCUUAACGGAAAUAUCACAGACCCUUUGGCACAGUUAAACCAACAUUAUUUGGAAUCGUUGACCAAACACUACGUUGGAGAACAUUUUUCUGCAUGGGAACUUAUUGAAUCUAAGCCCCCACAAAUAUCUGAGCAUCAUAUUAAUCUUCGUGCAGCAAACUUUAUAUACUCUCUCUGUUCCUUCCGUGGAAUGCUAGCGCGAACUCUUAAUGUAGAAGCUUCUGAACCAAACCAUCAUUUCGUAUAUGCUAUUUUGAAAGCUGCUUCUCGAUAUUCCUUUGAAAGUUCACUCAUAAAUACAAUUCCAUUGUUGGCUAAAGCAUCAAUUGCAAAUUCUGACGUUGAAAGCAUUCAAACAUUUUUGAACGAAUUUGUAGACUAUACUAAAGAAUAUCAGCACAUAUCUUUUACAGACACUUUUGUUAGUGAUUUAGAGAUAUGGAGCGCAUUAAAUUCAAGCAUAGAUCAGCUCACUUUAAGAAAUGAAACUUCUCAAUCUAAACAAUUGCAGGAAAAAGUUGAUGUAUUUAAGCUUAUGAUGGCUAAAAUCGCAAGAAAAAGUUCUGCCUUUCAAAUUGCAAAUUCACUUUUAGAUCACUGGAAGCAAGAUUCACCUCCUGAAGUUGUUAUGGAACAGGCUAAAACAAUGUACGCUCAAGGCCAAUCCCAAGAAGCUAUUAUUCGUGCUUGCUCAGUAUUUGGCGAUAAUAAGAAUAUUUCAGCUGCUUUUUAUGAUUUGCAAGGAUUUGGACAGAGGAUUUAUCUAAAGAUUGCCAAAUGGUUACAAAAUUCGGAAAAUGUAAUAAGUAAUGAAACCCUCUCCGAAAUCCAUUUCCUCCUGAAUGCAACAAUCACAAAGGAAACCAACGAAACCGAGCCUAUAAAUUAUGUCGAAAGUAGGUCUAUUGUGGAAUCUUGCCUGUCACGCGCUGUCGAAGGGGAUAGUUCUUAUGAUAAAGCUUGGUUCUCAUAUGCUACGUAUCAUUAUCAAAGAGGACGACAAAUACUUGAAGAAAUUGGUAGUAAUAAAACUACCAUUAAUUUAAUUACUGUCCCGCGAAAUAAAAUUCAAGAACUUGUAACAAAUGAUUGGAAAGAUUCAAAUCAUGACAAUUUGGUCGAAUUUGAUGUAUUAUUUAAAGGUUUAUUUCAGCUUUUCUUAAGAAAAUUCGAAUCUCGUUCCAAAUUUGAAAAUGAUGAAUUGGAGUUUAAGGAAAUUAUUCCUUGGAUUUCUGAAAAAUCUACAGAAGAAAUUAUAAAAAUUUUCCACAAUUUGCAAGAAGAAAUUUUUACUUCUUACAAAUGUGCAGUAGAAGGAUAUUUUAAAUAUCUCCAAUUAGCUUAUGGAAAAAAGAAUGAAAGAAUGAAUAAAUUUGAGAACGUUUGCAAUAAACCUGUUGAAGAAUCAGACAUAACUACCGCAGCUCUUAGGUUAUUUAGAUUAUUAGUGAAGUAUGGAACUUGUUUGGAAUCUCAAUUUACUCGAGGAUUUGACAAUAUAGAUUAUAGAGCCUGGGAAAAAAUUAUUCCUCAAUUGUUUUCGCGACUAGAUCAUCCUGAGCCAUUUGUUCAACAACAACUAUGUAAACUACUUUGUGCAAUCGCUAUUAAUUCACCUCAACUAGUCGUAUAUCAUACAGUUGUCGCAUCAAACUCUAGCGGAGCUAGCGAACAGAAUAAUCAGUUACUUAAGAAAAUUGCUGAUAGUUUGGAUUAUUCGAAUGGUGCAUUAAUUGCCGAAAUUCGUAAAGUCAUUAAGGAGUUACAGCACAUCACAGUUUUAUGGGAAGAACAAUGGUUAAACAAAAUCAGUGGAUUACAACUUGAUAUCAAUAGACGAUUACAUAAAGUUGAGAAUGAAUUCGAAAGAAUUAAUGAUAAUCUUAACUUGACAUCUGACCAGAGAAGUAAAAUCACGAAGGAAAGUUAUGAUGCAAUCAUGAAACCUGUAAUUUCGUCUUUUGAAAGACUGUAUAAUAUUACUAUUGCAACAGCGUCGACACCACAUGAACAGUGGUUUAAUCAAACUUUUGGAAGUAGAAUCCGUAAUGCAUUAGAAAAAUUACGUACUCCGACUUCAUGGAAUACGUAUAAGGAAGGAUGGGAUCUGUUCAGGAGUGUUCAUAAGGACUUGACGAAAGAGUUACAUACAAGUCGAACAUUAAAGCUGUCAGAUGUUAGCCCAUUCUUAAGUAAAAUUAAAUCGUCGCAAAUUACGAUGCCUGGAUUAACCACGCACAAUGAGACUGUCUUCAUUCAAUCAUUUAAUGAUAAUGUAGUCAUUUUACCUACAAAAACAAAGCCUAAAAAAUUGGUUCUUCUUGGUUCUGAUGGGAAGCAAUAUGGAUAUUUAUUCAAAGGCCUUGAAGAUCUUCAUUUGGACGAGAGAAUUAUGCAAUUACUGCGAAUUACAAAUGAUUUAUUCAAUAGGGACAAGCAGUCUCGUAGCAGAAAAUUGAGGGCUAGACACUAUGCAGUGAUUCCUUUAGGUGACCAUUCAGGUAUGAUUCAGUGGGUCGAAAAUGCUACAUGUAUGUUUGUUCUCUACAAGAAGUGGCAACAUCGAGAACAUUUUGCAAAACUUUUACAAACUAAUAACAAUGCGGAGAUCGCUGGUAAUCCACUCCGACCAAGUGAUAUGUUUUUUGAAAAAAUUGGAAAGGCAUUAAAGAAAGAAGGAUGGGCUACAUCAUCUUCAAGGCGCAAUUGGCCAAAAUCCGUUUUGAAAUCAGUAUUCCUUGAAUUAAUUUCGGAGACUCCUUCAGAUUUGUUAGAAAAAGAAGUUUGGUCAUCAUGUUCUAGUCCUUCUGAAUGGUGGGAUAAGAAUAUUUCUUUAUCGAGAUCAUUAGCUGUAAUGUCAAUUAUAGGCUAUAUAAUUGGAUUAGGUGAUAGACAUUUGGAUAAUAUUUUAAUCGAUUUUAAUCAAGGAGAAGUUAUACAUAUUGAUUAUAAUGUCUGUUUUGAGAAAGGGAAGAAAUUACGUGUACCGGAAACUAUACCUUUCCGACUUACACAAAAUUUAGAAACAGCACUUGGCAUCACAGGAGUAGAAGGAGUCUUUAGAAUUGCGUGUGAGCAUGCACUUAGAGUAAUGAGGGAGAAUAAAGAAAUGUUAAUAACUUUGCUUGAAGCUUUCGUUUAUGAUCCUUUAGUCGAUUGGAAUCAAGAUUUAUCAGAAAAUAAAGAUAAACAGAUAAUGGAACUUGAAGAGAAUAUUGUGUUGUUAACUUCAAGAAUCGCUGAACUUCGAGUACCACUCGAGAAUAAUCAAAAACAACUAUCAAGUAUUGUAUCGGACUUCUUAAAAUCAUAUGAAAAUUUACGUAAUAAUCAUAAUGAAAACGAUCAAAGUAUUGAAACACCAACAAAUGAUCCACAACGAUCCCAAAGUAUUCAGGCUGAUCGGAGCCUUAGUAAUAUUGAAAUAAUACGCCAAGGGGUAGUAAAGAACGUUAAUAAUAAUCAGUUAGAAUUUGAAAGUCUAAAAUCAACACUCUCAAAGAGAGCAAGUGAAUGUGCAUUAUGGCAUGCGCAACAUGAAAAGGCUAUCCAGUCUGUACAGGGACCACUUUUACAAGUAAUGUACAAUGAAGCUUUUGCAUCAAGUUCACAGAUUGGAUCACCGCUGUUUGGAAAUUUCACACAAAUUAUAUCGACAAAUGAUCAUCUCCUUCAACGUUGUUCAAAUAUUAAUCAAGAAUUUUUUGGGUGGAUGAAUGAGCGUAAUAAUGCAUUUAAGAAUUGCCUUGAAAGGUUACAAUUUUAUCGAGCCUUAAUACUUCCAAUUAUACAAGUAUUAUUAUCCCAAGAUUAUUAUGGAAAGUGGCCGCUGUUGCUAGGAGAAUUUUUAGAUUCUGGAUUUGAAAAAAAAGAUUUUCAAAAAAUAUUUGAAAAUGUUAAUUUGGAGAACCCGCAUCAUCAAUUUGGAAAUGAUGGAAAUGAUUUUAAACAAAAUUGGGAAACACUUCAAAUUUCAUGUUCAAAUAUUCUACAAGAAAGUUUAACAAUCACUGAAGCUUUAGUGAUUUCGUCAGAAAAUGGUAGAUUAAGUGACUCAACUUUACACAUUAUGUUAAACAAUUUGAUUUCUGAACAGAAUUUGAAAGGGCAAAAAUUUGGAAGAAUUCUUAGCUUGGCAUGUACAGUGAAUUCACUUAUCGAAUUAAAGGAAAAAUUGGUCAAUCCUAAUGGAACUAUGGACGAAGUGUUCGGAUUUAUGGGAUUUGAUGAUAAUUUCCAACAAGCAGUAAGAAAUGUAUUAUCUAAUCAAGUAUUAGAUAAAUCUGGUUUCUUAACCUUCAUAGGAACAAUCUUCUUCAUUUAUCAUCAUAUCCAUUUUGCAACAGGUACACUUAGAACUAUAUUGUAUACUCAUUAACAUCUCUUGUUUUG